CAAGAACGUUCUCCGCUUUCCUUUCGCCUUUAAUUUACAUUCACUAAUUUUAAAACCGCACGUGCGCGUUCUCCUUUCGAUAAACCAGUAAACUCAUAAAUAAAUAAAUAAAUAAAUUAUUUAUGUAUUUAAAAAAUAAAUAAUAGCCAUAAAUGGAUCGAAAUAAGUUUAUAAAACAAUGUGCUGAUUAAAAGUGGUGAAAAAAAAAGAAAAAAAAAAAAAUCGGAGUGAAAAAUUGGUGAUACGAAAAAAAUUUAAAGUGAAACGACUGACAGCCUGGGGCUGAACUUUCGUGCAGACAAUUUAGGCUCGAUCUCACCUGCAUCCAGCGGUGAAAUUUAACCAACGGCCCUUCCUACUUGUCAACUUUUAUAAAAUUUAUUUUUACUUUGUUCCUUUCCCAUUCAACUCCAUUAUCUUCUCCAUUUUAAUAAAUUUAUUAUUUACAGAGAUAAAUAAAUAUUUAUAAAAUUAAAAAACCUGACUCUUGUCAAGCUUAAAAUCAUGUAUUACCCUAACCGUGAAAAUUUCACGGUGGUUCGUAAAUAUUGAUCUGAACGGAAGUCACACGCGUGACCGACACGCGCCACGAUCCAGCCUCGUGUUCUCGGAUCGUUAUACUCCACGACAGCUCUAACACGCGAGUGAUACCUCAGAAAAAGGUUUUUAAUCUCAUCGUCACCGUGAAUCCUGGCGUGACGGUUUCCUUAGAGCUCAUCUAGACUUUGUCCAAGUCAACAUUAUAUUUAUAUUUAAAUCAAGAUGGAUACUGUGUUGGAGAAAAUUGGGAAAUUCAACUUGAGAAUUCCGAGUUGUUCCUUGAAGAGUCCCCAGCCUUUGAAGGAAUUCGUCGUGCACUGCCAAACGAUGCCGUCUCGAGUAAAGAAAUCAUUUUGCGGUUGCCUGCAGGAUGAUGAACCGCCAGAAAUCACGUACUGCGUGGUGGAACAAACGGGGACACUUACGCUACAAGCCAUGACACCGACACUGCCCAUGCCCGCAGAAGAAGAAUUAAACAAAAUGUUUUUAGAAUUGGUGGACGAGUUGGAUCUCACGCAAGCAAAUCGUCAGGCUGUGCUUGCUCUUCCUGCUAACAAAAAAUGGCAAAUAUAUUGCUCGCGAAAGGGAAACGAUACCCUUGACAACGGAGGGCUGCGUACCACUGAUUUGAGCGGAGAUCCUGAGGACUACAUCAAUAGAAUUCGAGUGAUAGCCAGUACCGCGUUCUCUGAGGAUGCUGAAGAACUAUCAAAUCAAAUGCGCCAAGUAGAAGCACUGAAAACCGCUUUGAGAACGCAGCCCCACAGUUUUGUCCUCAGAUUCAUCGAGCUUGAUGGUUUAAAUGCUUUGCUACAAGUGUUGGGCACGAUUGACGUCGAGGCAGCAAAUAGCAACCUUCAUACCAGCGUGAUAGGAUGUCUCAAGGCGCUGAUGAAUAAUUCUAAUGGUAGAGCUCAUGUGUUGGCACAUCCAACGGCGAUAAAUACCAUAGCCCAGUCGCUGGCGACUGAAAACAUAAAAGCCAAAAUAUCUGUGCUGGAAAUAUUAGGUGCAGUUUGUCUGGUACCGGGUGGACAUCGAAAAGUUCUUGAGGCAAUGCUACACUUUCAGCAGUAUCACUCGGAGCGAACGCGUUUUCAGAGUAUCAUAAACGAUCUUGAUAGAAAUUUCGGUGUCUACAAAGAUAAUUUAUCGCUGAAAACAGCUAUUAUGUCAUUUAUCAACGCGGUUUUAAAUUACGGUCCUGGCCAAGUCACCAUGGAGUUCAGACUUCAUCUGAGAUAUGAAUUAUUGAUGUUGGGGAUUCAGCCGAUCAUUGAAAAACUUAGAAAAUAUGAAAAUGAAACUUUGGACAGGCAUUUGGACUUUUUUGAGAUGGUUAGAAAUGAGGAUGAGAAGGAAUUGGCGCGCAAGUUUGAAAAAGAGCACGUUGAUACCAAGAGUGCUACUGCAAUGUUUGAUCUUCUUAGACGGAAACUGAGUCAUACUGCGGCUUAUACACAUCUGUUGAGUUUGCUCGAGCAUUGCUUAUUACUUCCACUGGAUUACGGGUCGUAUCCGCAGCACUGGCUGCUAUUUGAUCGAAUAGUUCAGCAAAUAGUUCUCCAGUCUGAGGGAAGCGAAGCGGGAAAGACAAGAAAUCCUGAUGUUGCGCCUAUUGAUAUUAAUGUUAAAGAAAUAGUCCAUCUGUUGGCUAAAGAAGAGGAACUGGUUGCUGCACGUAAACGAGCUGAAGAACUCGAGCGUGACAAUUGCGAAAUGUCCUCUAGGUUGGCUAAAAAAGAACAGGAAUUAGAUUUGCGUACGCAGGAAAAAGAAGACAUGGAGGCGAGUCUCGCUAGAAUUAAAGAACGUCUUGAGAAGGAAACUUCAAUGCAUAUUGAAACGAAACAAAAAAUAUCUGAGCUUCAGGAUAAUGUUGAAACAUUAUCGCGUCAAAUAAACAACGAAAAAUCAGAGAGAAAAAGACUUGAACAAUUAGUCGCCUCGGGUAGUCUUCCGGAUGACGCCAAGGCAACCAUAAAGAUUGUCGACGAUGACGUAGAAGAAAAAGUUGAAUCUAAACCUACUCCACCGCCUCCACCUCCACCUCCACUUGCACCUCCACCACCACCUUGCUUGAUGCCAGUGGCUCCACCACCAAUGAAAAUGGAAAUUAUAAAAAACGUUCCACAGCCCAGCAAUCCGCUAAAAUCUUUCAACUGGUCAAAAAUUCCUGAACAAAAACUCCAAGGCACAAUUUGGUCUGAGUUAGAUGACUCGAAACUUUACAACGUCAUGGAUUUGGAGUCAAUUGACAAAAUUUUCUGUGCCUAUCAAAAGAACGGAGUAUCUGCAGAAGGAUCCAUUGAAGAUCUUAGAAAUUUGGGCAAGAACAAAAAGACAAUGUCUGUUAUUGAUUCGAGAAGAGCACAAAAUUGUACAAUUCUACUGUCAAAGUUAAAAAUGUCCGAUAAUGAAAUAACUCGGACAAUUUUGUCAAUGGAUCAGCAGAAUAUUCUUCAUAUUGACAUGGUGGAGCAAUUAUUGAAAUAUAUUCCGUCGUCAGAAGAGGCAGCACUUUUGGAUAUGAAUCAAAAAGAAUUACAAAGUAGAGCAGACUGUUUUCUUUAUCAAAUAUCUAAAGUACCGCAUUACGAACAGCGCCUGAGGUCCCUCCACUACAAGAAAAAAUUCUCGGCGAGUAUUGCGGAAUUGACGCCGAGGAUGCGUGCCGUCCUCGAGGCGAGCCGACAAGUUGCUAGAUCUCGAAGACUAAGGAAGUUACUCGAACUGGUUCUUGCUCUCGGAAAUUACGUCAAUCGUGGAAACGCUCGCGGCAAUGCCUGUGGCUUUAGAUUGGCCUCUUUGAACCGUUUAGUCGACACCAAGUCUUCUUGUUCAAAAGGCACCACGUUGCUCCACUACCUCGUCCAAAUUCUCGAGUCGCGGUUCAGAGAAGUCCUAGACAUUGAGGAAGAUAUGCCCCAUGUGAAAACCGCUGCACGUGUCAGUAUGGCCGAUUUGCAAAAAGAAGUUGCUAAUUUGAAAAACGGGCUUCAAGAUGUUCAACGAGAGAUCGAAUUCCAUCGUGCUCAAGCUCAAGUUUUACAAGGUGACAUGUUUUUACCGGCAAUGCGCGACUUCCAGGCGCAAGCAACCUGCCGAUUGGCGGAGGCCGAAGAUCUUUUCCAAGACAUGAAGACCCGGUUUGAUCGGGCCGUCAGACUCUUCGGUGAAGAUUCUGCUGGUGUUCAGCCAGAUGAAUUUUUCGGAAUCUUUGAAAACUUUUUACAGGCUCUCACCGAAGCAAGAGCGGAUGUCGAGAAUAUGAGAAGAAAAGUAGAGGAAGAGGAACGUCGCGCUAAACAAGAGCAAGAACUGAAAAAACGUACGAUGGAAAGAAAAAACUCCCGCGAAGGUAUUCUUAAUAGCAUUGCGCUCAACAAAAAGAACGAGAGCAACGGACAGGGAGAUAAUAAAGGCGAGUUCGAUGACUUAAUCUCAGCCCUCAGAACUGGGGACGUUUUUGGUGAAGACAUUGCUAAAUUUAAGAGAUCCAAGCGCCGUCCUGUUACACCGAGCAGUCAAGACUCCCGCAGACACAGUAUUCACCGAGAAGAUUCUCGUGAGCGGCAUUAGAUCAUCAUUAUCAUUAUCAUUAUUAUCAUCAUCAUCAUCAUCAUCAUCAUCAUCAUCAUCAUCAGCAGCAGCUCUUCGUAGAGUCUUCCGCAUCCUUAGUCGGUAACUUUUCGUUGUAGGGUAUAUUAUAUACUGCUACAUUUCGGAUACCGGACAUGUAGAAAACGUUCUUAUCUCCUGUGAAUAUUUUACCCCGACCCAAUAAGACCAAAUCCUUAUUAUCAUUGUUAUUAUCCCCCUGCUCCCUUCCCCAUUAUAAUUUAAAUGUUUUAUUGUUUUUGUCUAUUUUUUUAAUAAAAUGGAAAUUAUGUUCUUUUAAAUUAUUAUAUUAUGAUUUACGUUGUAAGACUGCUAACUAAUGUAUAGUGCCAAGAUGUUUAACGAAACAGAGGUUGAUCCUUUAAAAUAGAGAAACAUAUCUUAUUAUAUUUGAAGAAUUAGCUGAAAAAAAAGUUAAGUUAUCAAGCAAAAGUUUUAUUAAAUAAUUAUUAUUACAAUGGAAAAGAUUUACUCCCGUAGGAAUGUUUGCGGUGCAAUAUAGUUAUAGAAAGAAAAUUUAUGUCCACGUGGAAAAAUCUAUACAACUAUAGAAAUUCAAUAGAAAAAAACCCGUAUAUCUUUACCUUUGUUCUAAAACGCCCGCCAAUAACUUUUCAAAGUUUUUUUUAUUUUUUUCAAUGGAAAAUUUUUAUUAUUUAUAAUUGAAUAUUUUGUCCGCGAUAUUUAUAUAAUUUUGGCGGCUUUUUAGAAUCAAGGGAGCGAUAUAAUAUAUGUGACAUGUAAAAAAAAAAUUUUUUUUUUUCAAGUGGUAAUUUUUUUUACGUUUCAUCUAAAUUUAGACCUUACAUAUUCGAUGUAUACAGUCAUAUAUAUUUUAUGUAAAAUUAAUCUAUGAGUCAUUUACAUUUAAGGUGAAGUCUGUUCGUAGGACCAACACAUGUUUAUAACUUGUGAUUUUUUAAUUAAUAUAUUAAGUAAAGUACAACUUGAGAGCCUUUGUUUAGUUAAUAGCCGGAAUUUAAAAAUUUUAUAUUUAAAAAUAUACAAUCGACACAAAAGGCCUACACAAGUCUGAUUUUAUAAUUUUUUAAAAUUAAUAAAAAAAAUGAAAGUGUAAAAGCCUAUUUAUAUAUUGUAUAACUAUUGAAUUUAAUUGUCGAGCCUCUAUAGAUUUAAUUCGAUAAAUAAAUAAAUCCCUCAAGCUUUUGUACUUUUGUAAAUAUUUAUCUGUAAUUUUUAGAUUACAUUAAAUUAGUACAUAAAU
Molecule: messenger RNA, 5386 nt
Organism: Microplitis demolitor
Lineage: Eukaryota; Metazoa; Arthropoda; Insecta; Hymenoptera; Braconidae
Gene: DAAM
Product: disheveled-associated activator of morphogenesis 1
Exons: 8
Coding region: 763-4122 (1119 amino acids)
Biological process (GO): positive regulation of actin filament polymerization; actin cytoskeleton organization
Molecular function (GO): actin binding; small GTPase binding
Source: RefSeq, a predicted model, not a curated record